Molecule: messenger RNA, 215 nt
Organism: Acaulospora morrowiae
Lineage: Eukaryota; Fungi; Glomeromycota; Glomeromycetes; Diversisporales; Acaulosporaceae
Source: the annotation of a GenBank genome assembly
CAUUAGAAUAUACCAAAGCAAUAAAGAAAGAAACCAGUUGUAGAAAUAUAGGAAAAUCGACAACCUCAAAAAUGGAAAACAUCAAUAUUCCUAAUACAGAAUUUAUGAGAACAACAAUAACAAAAGCAAUAUUCAUAAAAGAAACACUAAAAUACAUCCAGGAAAGAGUGGGAUCACAAACUGAAAAGCGUGUGAAGCAAUUACAAAACACAUGA